This is a messenger RNA of Dioszegia hungarica, 1815 nucleotides long. RefSeq lists its product as uncharacterized. The coding region runs from base 1 to 1815 and encodes 604 amino acids. NCBI's taxonomy places the organism in Eukaryota, Fungi, Basidiomycota, Tremellomycetes, Tremellales, Bulleribasidiaceae. The transcript is spliced from 4 exons. The record is from RefSeq and is a predicted model, not a curated record.
AUGUCGUCACCUCCUUCCGAGCCCGCUCGGCCCCCUCCCCAGCCCCUUCUCAACCCCAAAUACCGCCACAUCUCCCGCUCAGCCGCCAAGCGCGAGUCCGUCCAGCUCCUGGGCUCCAUCAAAGACCUGCAGCGUCACUUCCUCCGGGCGGCGUCGAUCGAGCACCGCCCAGGCGCAGGUAUCGGCGUCAAAGGGCUAGGUACCCUUGGUGAGGAAGAGGAGAAUAGGGAUCCGGCGGAUAGCUUGUCAGCAAGUACGAACGGCGGACCAUCUCGGGAUCGGAAGCUAUGGAAGGAGGUGGAGCUGCAGCGGGUAGAUAUCGAGACCGCGCGGAAGGAGGUCAAGGCGAUCAUCAGUGAUCUGAGAGGAUUAUGGUCUCUCGGUGGGGGGACACCGGGGACCUCCGCCUCCACCUCGCCAACCACCCCUACUUUCGGCCAGACAGACACUCAGCAGCUGCUUGUCCGUACAGCGAGGUCCAUUCGGCGGGUCAGGGAGCUGUCGCUCUCGAUCACACAAACGGGUCGAAAGGUGUCCAACGGGAUGUCUACUCUGCCGCGCCCAAAGCAGGGUCGAACCAGUAUCUCUACUCCUUCUCGCCCUGCUGCGACGCUACCACGAGCAGUUUCAGCGUCGGGAUCGACCCUACCGGUGCGACAGUCAUCGCUGGGCGCCAUUGCUGCCGCGAACGACCCAUCAGACACGUUCGGGUCACUGAGGCGAGCGGCAAUGGAGGUGCUGGCGGGACUACGGGGCAUGGAGGAGCGUCUGCGCCUGCAGUCCAAUACCGCACCAGUCCUCGAGACCGGCUCUGGUCUCAGCGGGACUCAGAGCGUAUCUGCCUCCUCGACAGACGACCCCUCGCGCCCGCCCUCGUCCAUGUCCGGAUUGGUAUCCGAGCCAGAGUCCAUGAACGAGCAAGAGGAGGAGGAGUGGAACAUGAACAUCUUGGCGGCGGACGGGGAUCUACAUCGGCACAUCGAGACCUGGGAGGAGCGUAUAGCGGCGGAAGGAAGGGAGUAUCGAGCCAUAUCUUCGGGAGAGGCGGGCAAGGAGAGGGAGGCGGUCAGGCGGUGGCUGGGCGUGGUGGAGUCGGUGUUCCGCUCUGACGGGGAAAGGGAGGCGACUGGAAGAUGGGCCGACGGGGACUGGGAGGGUUCGCAAUCUGAACGGAUACAUGACUUCCUCCUUGCACAUCUUGCUUUAGAUCUUCAGCUAUAUCUACCCAAUGUUCAGCAUCCGGAUCUCCGCCAGGUUCUGCUUUCCCGACUGUCCGAUGGGUACAUUUUGAUCCAGGCAUUCAAUAAUGCUCUCGGCUCGUCCUCGCGCUCGUGGGGCUUCGUACCCGAUGAUGACAUUCACGACACCUUGAAUGCCGUUCCAACGACACGCGGGGAUGGAUCAGCGACGUCCGAGGCGGUAGCCGAUGAGAAGAGCAACGAGGGGUGGACGUUCAGGCGGAUCGGUAAUUUGACUGCUUGGGCUGCGGCCCUCAGACAGAGGUACAACAUCCUUCUCACUCUCCCUAGCCGGACCACCUCCUCUGCCUUCCUGAUCCCGCCCACACCCCGCCCAACCGGCCCAGCAUCAUCCCCCGAUCCCAAGCUGCGCCGAAGCUCGCCCGACGGUACUGGCGCUCCGGGCCGAAAGAGCGAUGUCCCGGCUUAUCUGUUUGAUCCGGCAAAGGUGGCCAAGCGGGAGCCAGGGUGGGAGGAGAUGCUCGAGGGGUUGGUCGUCAGGUGGAUUGAGGAGGUUGCGACAGAGGUGAAGGGAGGGGGAGUUGUCAGGGAUAGGACAAGAGGGGGAAUGAUCUAG